GAAAGAGUGCAGAGUGCAGCCAAAUAACUGUACAGUGCUGUAUGCAGAGUCGUGGAAAGGAGCCUUCAUCACGACCCUCAUCUUCUUGCUGCUGUGUGUUGCUGGACUUGCAGUGUAUGUUGUGCAUCGAAAAGGUCUUACUGGCUCCAAGAAAAAGAAGAGAGAAGAUGGAGAAAUAUCAGAAAUUCAACCACUGAACUCCAGUGUGGAGAAGCAGCAGAAUGAAGCUCCCACUGCAGAUGCACCUCAUCAGUCUGUGUUAAAAGGAGUAGAUGACCAUCAGUUUCCUGAACCAAAGGUGGACAGAGCACUCGCUGCAGCAGAGUGGGACCAGAUGAAAAGGUUUAAAGUGAACCUCUCCAUAGACCCAGAAGAAACUCCACAGUUCCUCAUGAUAACAAACCAGGGAAAGUCAGUAUGCUGCCCUGAUUUAGAAGAGGUAGAUAAUGAUGAUAAAAUCUUCACUUUGUGUAAAGAGAAGUUCAGCUCUGGAAAACAUUACUGGGAGGUGAAGGUGAUGGAGAGAAAUGAAGAUAAACUCUCGUGGUAUGUUGGAGUGGCGAGUGAUGAGGCUGAGAGAAUGUACAGGGUCCCUUUAACUCCAGCUAAUGGAUUCUGGGUUCUCUGUUAUGACAAAGAAUCUGAAGAGGACUGUGGAGUUUACAGUGUAAAUUUAUUAAUGCCACAACAGUUAAAAACAGUUACUAAAAAGUCUUCAACACUAGGAGUGUUUUUAGACUGUGAUGAACACACUGUGUCCUUUUAUGAUGCUGAUAGAAAAUCACUGAUGUACACUUUCACCAACAUGAAACCUGGUAGAUCACUGUAUCCUCUGAUCAGCCCCGGAAUAAGAGACAGAUUUCGCAUAACAGUCUGUUAGAAAACACAGACCUCAAGAACAGAUUUUAGUCAUCAUAACCUUAAUAUUAUUAUUUGAAAGAACAGUAAUAUGUAACAUUAUGACAAAACACUGUACUGUAUAAAACCGAACUGAAUACUGUAACACUGUAGUAUGUCAUUGUAAUCCUUCUCCUUUGCUUUGGCAUUUUACACUUUGACAUUGUUUUGAUAAUAUGUU
Messenger RNA from Colossoma macropomum (tambaqui), 1078 nucleotides. Its product is annotated as tripartite motif-containing protein 72-like. The transcript is spliced from 7 exons. Gene Ontology annotation, molecular function: protein binding. Bases 335 to 880 code for a protein of 181 amino acids. The record is from RefSeq and is a predicted model, not a curated record. NCBI's taxonomy places the organism in Eukaryota, Metazoa, Chordata, Actinopteri, Characiformes, Serrasalmidae.